UGAGAAGAGAGAACGGACCCUUCGCUGCAGAUUACAUGGGUUGCGUUUCGUCGAAACUGUUCAGGGAGGAUUUCAACCAGGAAACUCACAUUGUCAAUGGCGAUUACACGAAUCAUGUCGUCUCUCUCACUUCAAGCACAUACGGAGUUCUCAAACUCGACCAAGAAUCCGUGAAGGAAACCGUUAAACAUAUGACGAUGUCUCCUACUCAUCUUGUGUCUCCCAGAUUUCAGAAAAAGGAAAUAGAAGAUGCAGAAGUCAUCAACACUUGGAAAUUGAUGGAAGAUCUUGAAGACGAAAUCCCCAAUUCGCUACAGACCAAAAAAAGCUCCACAUCACGAGUUCCAGAUGCAGAUUCGAGGAAUCCUUGGAAAUUCAUCAACGAGAUCAAAUCUCCAAAGAAGCAGAAAAAAUUCUCAGGGAAGGAAAACAAGCAUCAACAGAGCGGUUAUGAUGGUGCGAUUGGGGGAACAGCUCACUAUCCCAAACAGGUACUGAAACCCUUUUCUUCUUUAGAGAACAUGCCGAAGAAGACUGCACCCAUUUUGAAGACACCCACAAAAAUCACUCCAGUAGAUCCCAAUUCAAACAGUUUCAGAUUCCACACCGGAUUUUCAACUUCAAGAAAGAGUUUCAGUCCCCUGUUUGAUCCAGAGCUCCUUGCGUCCUUUGAGAGAGAACUCAAGGAAGAGGGCGAACAGAUUAAGAAGAUAGUCUUUCCGGAAACAAAAAUCCACAAGGCCCUUGAUUCAGAAUCCAUGCUUGAACCCUUCGAGAAGAAAUGCCCGCCUGGCGGCGAAAAUGCAGUUGUCAUCUACACUACCACCUUGAGAGGAAUCAGAAAAACUUUCGAAGACUGCAACAACGUCCGAUCCGUCAUAGAAUGCCAUCACAUCCACAUGAUUGAGCGUGACAUUUCUAUGGAUUCUGGGUUUAGGGAGGAAUUGAGGCGUUUGAUGGGCAAAAAAGAUGUUAGAGUACCUGUAGUGUUCGUGAAAGGAAGGUUGAUAGGAGGAGCAGAUGAGGUGGUGAAAAUGGAAGAAGAGGGGAAGUUGGGAGUAUUAUUUCGUGGGAUUCCAAGGGCCUUGGCUGGUUGCGAAGGGUGCGGUGGCCUAAGGUUUGUAAUGUGUGGUGAUUGCAGUGGAAGCUGUAAGGUCUUGGACGAGGACAGCAAGAAAAUGGUGAAGUGUGGAGAGUGCAACGAAAAUGGGUUGAUCCAAUGCCCUAUCUGUUGUUAAAAG
Telopea speciosissima is the source of this 1241-nucleotide messenger RNA. RefSeq lists its product as uncharacterized. The record is from RefSeq and is a predicted model, not a curated record. The transcript has a single exon. Lineage: Eukaryota; Viridiplantae; Streptophyta; Magnoliopsida; Proteales; Proteaceae. The coding region runs from base 36 to 1238 and encodes 400 amino acids.